Messenger RNA from Protopterus annectens (West African lungfish), 5566 nucleotides. RefSeq names its product Rho GTPase activating protein 5 (gene ARHGAP5). Gene Ontology annotation, biological process: signal transduction. The record is from RefSeq and is a predicted model, not a curated record. NCBI's taxonomy places the organism in Eukaryota, Metazoa, Chordata, Ceratodontiformes, Protopteridae.
AAGCUAUAGCGCGUAGCCACAGCUCGUUCCGUAAGGUUAGCCGCGUGGGCGCGCGCUAAACUCGUUCUCGUGUAGUGUUCCUGCAAGCCGAGGCAGCUAAAUCAGAGAGAGAGAGGAGACGGUGGGGGCGAUCGAGCUCGAGAGCGAAAGCGCCUCGGGGAAAGUUAGUGAGCAGCUUCGGCCGCCAUUACUGGGGAGAGCUGGAAUAGAUACCGGGGCGCGGGAGGAAAGUACGGAAUCCAGUUUGUGUAAAGCCGGCCUGAAGCACUGAAGAAGCUUUUUCUCAGCUUCGCGUUUCUCAGGAUUUUUUGCAGAUUUAUUCUGUCUCAGGAAGAGGAAAAAGGGAUCAACAACAGAAAACAUCUGCGCCGGAAGGAUUCAAAUUGGAGAAGAGCGAGAAGGAGUGAUGAGCUCUAGGAAUGUUGGUGUUGCUGUUGUUAGCAACCAUGUUAGGUAGGGGGUUCUGAUCAGUAAGCAGGGAGAAAAACACUUGAGACUUCCUGAGAAGUGUCUGGCUUGGUGUUAGACACCGGGGAUUGUUGUGACCGGCUAGAAGAAGGGGGCGAUGGUCCUUUUCCUUUGCCAGUGCCUGGUAGAGCCGAGAUUGAGAGUAGUUCCUAUUUUCCGGGCGAGAUGAGUUAACUGCUGUGCUCUAGACAGGUGAAGAAGGCCUUGGAGUUGGAGCUGGGUGUCAUUCGUAUUCGAGUUCUUGCUUUGGUCCUGCCACCAUUGAGACAAGGAAAAUGAAAUUGCAUCAUUUAUGUAGUUGGUUGAAGUCUGGAUGAAACAUGGGGAAGAGGUGUGUGAACAAGAAUUGGCAAUGUAAAGCAUAAAGCUGUACCAUGAGCUCAGGCUUUGGAAGAAUGACAUACAUUCUGUUGCAUUUGCAAAUGUAAAAAGAUGAAAGGAAAGGUAUGAUGGCUAAAAACAAAGAACCCCGUCCUCCAACCUACGUUCUUAGUGUGGUUGGAUUAUCUGGGACAGAAAAAGAUAAAGGCAAUUGCGGAGUUGGAAAAUCCUGUUUGUGCAAUAGAUAUGUUCGUCCAAAGGCAGAUGAGUAUUACCAAGAGCAUACAUCGGUGCUUAGCACAAUUGAUUUUGGAGGACGUGUUGUCAACAAUGAUCACUUUCUGUACUGGGGGGAAGUGCAGUACAGUGGAGAGGAAGGAAUAGACUGUAGAAUUCAGGUAAUUGAACAGACUGAGUUCAUUGAUGAUCAGACUUUCUCAGCCCAUCGAAGUACGAACUUACAGCCUUAUAUAAAACGAGCAGCUGCAACAAAACUACAGAGUGCUGAAAAGUUGAUGUACAUCUGCACUGAUCAGUUAGGACUGGAACAAGACUUUGAACAGAAACAGAUGCCAGAUGGGAAGUUAAAUAUAGAUGGUUUUGUACUUUGUAUUGAUGUAAGUCAGGGAUGCAAUAGGAAAUUUGAUGACCAGCUCAAGUUUGUGAACAACCUCUUUACUCAUCUGGGAAAAACAAAAAAACCUGUUGUUGUUGCUGCAACUAAGUGUGAUGAAUGUGUUGAUCAUUAUUUGCGAGAAGUUCAGGCAUUUGCAUCAAACAAAAAAAACCUCAUUGUUGUGGAAACAUCAGCACGAUGUAGCGUCAAUGUUGAACUUUGUUUUGCUGCUUUGGUUCAAAUGUUGGAUAAAACACGAGGUAAGCCCAAAAUAAUACCUUAUUUGGAUGCCUAUAAAACUAACAGGCAACUUGUUGCUACAGCAACAGACAAGUUUGAAAAACUUAUUGUGCAGACUGUAAAAGAUUAUCAUGCAACUUGGAAAACAGUUAGUAAUAAACUGAAGAAUCACCCUGAUUAUGAGGAGUACAUACAUUUGGAAGGCACAAAAAAAGCCCAGAAUACAUUUUCUAAACAUAUAGAGCAACUUAAACAAGCUCAUAUUAAAAAGCGUAGAGAGGAAUAUAUUAGUGCGCUACCAAAAGUACUCAAUACACUUUUUCCAAAUCUGGAAGAAGUUGAGCAUAUGAACUGGUUAGAGGCACAGAAAUUACUGGAAAAGAAAGAUGACUUCCUGUUUUGGUUUGUAGUGCUAGAAAAGACUCCUUGGGAUGAAUCUGAUCACAUAGACAAAAUGAAUGACAGACGAAUCCCAUUUGAUCUUCUUCAGACAUCUGAAUGUGAGAAAGUGUAUCAUAAUCAUGUACAACAUUUGAUAUCGGAAAAGAGGAGAGUGGAAAUGAAGGAAAAGUUUAAGAAGACUCUUGAAAAGUUACACUUUAUCUCACCUGGCCAGCCUUGGGAAGAAGUUGUGUGUUCAGCAAUGGAUGAUGAAGCUUGUAAAUUUAUCACAGAUUUUGACCGUAGGGAAGUUUAUAGUAGGCAUCAGCGUGAAAUUGUUGACAAAGCCAGAGAGGAGUUUCAAGAGAUGCUUUUUGAGCAUGCUGAAUUGUUUUAUGAUUUGGAUCUUAAUGCAACACCCAGCUCAGACAAAAUGACUGAAAUCCAUGCUGUUCUUGGUGAAGAACCGAGGUACAGAGCAUUGCAAAAGCUUGCUCCUGAUAGAGAAUCUCUGCUGCUUAAACAUAUAGGUUUUGUUUAUCAUCCCACUAAAGAAACCUGUCUUAGCGGUCAUAGUUGUGUAGAUUUUAAAGUAGAGCAAGUUCUUGCUAAUAGCCUUCUGCAGUUGGAUCAUGGUCGCCAUAACCUUUAUCAGGACACUGCUAAUAUAGAUAAAAUAAAUCUUUUUAUUUUAGGCAAGGAAGGGCUUGCACAUGAAUUAGUAAAUGAAAUUCGAGCACAAUCCACAGAUGAUGAAUAUGCAUUAGAUGGGAAAAUUUAUGAGCUAGAUCUUAAACAGAUAGAUGUAAAUUCACCAUUUUUUAUGAGUCAGAUAUGGACUGUACCUUUUAAAGCUCAUGGAUGCUUGUGCGUCUUUAAUUCAAUUGAUUCUCUUGGUUUUAUCGAGAACUGUAUUACUAAAAUAAGAACAGAAGCUGCCCAAAUGAGAAGAGAUAGAUUCAAGGCUAAUCUUCCUUUUAUUUUAAUACUGGCAAAUCAGAGAGAGAGUGUCUUCAAGAACUUGCCUAUUUUGGGGCUUCAAGGGCAGCAGCUUGCUAACAGAUUACAGUGUCACUUUGUAGAUGUUCCUUCUGGCACUUAUCCACGCAAAUUUAAUGAGAACCAGAUCAAGCAAGCAUUGCGAGGAGUUCUGGAGUCACUGAAACACAAUUUGGAUGCAAGCCCACUUCCUGCUAUAAAGGAUCUAUCAGAAGCUGACUUGAGAAUUGUUAUGUGUGCCAUGUGUGGAGAUCCAUUCAGUGUGGACCUCAUUCUUUCACCUUUCCUUGAAUCACACCUCUGCAGUGCUGCUCAACCAGGCCAGAAUAACUCAUUAAUGCUUGACAAAAUCAUAGGAGAGAAACGACGUCGUAUACAGAUUACUGUACUCUCAUAUCAUUCUUCUAUUGGAGUAAGGAAGGAUGAGUUGGUUCAUGGAUACAUUCUAGUUUACUCUGCAAGACGAAAAGCUUCUUUGGCAAUGCUUCGUGCAUUCCUAGCAGAAGUGCAGGAUAGUAUCCCAGUGCAGCUAGUAGCUGUCACAGAUAGUCAAGCUGACUUUUUUGAGAAAGAUACUAUCAAAGAAUUAAUGACUGAAGGAGAACAUAUUGCAACAGAAAUUAGUGCAAAAUAUACAGCUUUAUAUUCUCUUUCUCAGUACCACCGUCAAACUGAGGUAUUCACCCCAUUCUUUAGUGAAGUUUUGGAGAAAAAAAGUGUAAUUGAGAACUCAUACUUGUGUGAUAGCACUAGAGAAUCAAAUGCAAGUGAAGAUGUGUUCUUGCAAUCUCCCCGAGAGUGUUCUCCUGUCUAUAACUACUAUGUUGAUUCAGAGGAUGAUACUGAAGCUCCACCACCUUAUAGUCCAAUUGGAGAUGAUGUGCAGCUGCUUCCAACACCCAGCGACCGUUCAAAAUAUCGUUUAGAUCUAGAAGGAAAUGAAUAUCCUGUACAUAGUACUCCAGUUAAUUUAACACAUGACUUUGAGAGAAACCAUAAAGUGCCUCCACCUAUAAAGCCCAAACCAGCAGUGCCGAAACAAAAUGUCAAGAAACUGGAUCCAAAUCUUUUAAAAACAAUUGAGGCUGGAAUUGGUAAAAAUCCAAAGAAGCCUUCUAGAGUUCCUAUAGCACAUGAGGAUAUGGAGCCAACCGAUAAUUAUGCUGAUCCUGUGGAUACAGUUUUCAAACACAGAGGCUUUGGUGAUGAUAUUUAUGCUAUUCCUGAUGAUAGUCAGAACCGUAUUAUUAGAAUACGGAAUUCUUACCUUACAAAUAACUUGCAAGUGGAGGAAGAAAAUGGGUUUCCAACAAAGAUGUACAAUGAAAAGAGACCAUCAAAAUACAAGUAUAAAUCACAGACACUUUUCAGCAGAGCCAAGUCUUAUUAUAGAAGAGCACAUUCAGAUGCAAGUGAUGAUGAGCCUUUUCCAGCAUCUAAAACUAAAAAGAAAGGAAGGCAUCAUGGAAGUGAAGAAGAUCCAUUACUUUCUCCAGUGGAUACUUGGAAAAGUGGAAUUGAUAAUCCUGCUAUCACAUCAGAUCAAGAACAAGAUGAAAAGAAGCCAAAAAAGAAAAAAGCACCAAAGAUUAAGGAGCCUAAGAAGCAAAAACAAAAAACAAAGCCUUUCAAUCCACCUACUCGUAGAAAUUGGGAAAGUAAUUACUUUGGGAUGCCCCUGCAAGAUUUGGUUACCCCAGAAAAGCCUGUACCACUGUUUGUUGAAAAAUGUGUGGAGUAUAUCGAGACAACAGGUCUUUGUGCUGAAGGAAUUUACCGUGUCAGCGGAAAUAAAACCGAUCAAGACAACAUUCAGAAACAGUUUGAUCAAGAUAACAGCCUUGACCUGGAAUCGAUGGAGGUGACUGUAAAUGCUGUGGCUGGUGCACUUAAAGCUUUCUUUGCAGAUCUGCCGGAGCCUUUAAUUCCAUACUGUCUACAUGGAGAACUCGUAGAAGCAGCUAAAAUGACUGAUAUGACCGAGAAGUUGCACACAUUAAAGGAAAUUGUGAAGAAAUUCAACCCUGUAAACUAUGAAGUCUUUAAAUACAUAGUUACCCAUCUGAACAGGGUGAGCCAGCAAAGUAAAACAAACCGUAUGACAACUUAUAAUAUCUCCAUCUGUUUUUGGCCCACUCUGAUGAGACCAGACUUUGAAAAUAAGGAUUUGCGGUCAAAUACCGAACUCAAUCAGUCUGUUAUAGAGAACUUCAUUCAACAGUGUCAGUACUUCUUUUAUAAUGGUGAAAUUAUAGAACCUUCGGCAUCCGUGCCAUCUCAGCCAUUAGUGCCGAACACAUUGGGACAGUUGGUGGAACCACUUGUACCACUACCGCUACGGCCUCCUCCAAUGCAACCUCAGUUAAUACAGUCACAACCUCCAGACCCUCUCUGUAUUCUGUAGAAAGGAAUUCAUUUCAUCCUUCUCAAGUACUGGAUGUAAAUGUAUGCAUGUUUGAGGAUACUGAAUCUUCCAAAUAUAUGAACAAGAGUACACAGGCAAAACUAUGGGAACAUGUCUUUAAAAAGUCACACUGCACU